Pseudonaja textilis is the source of this 2617-nucleotide messenger RNA. RefSeq names its product chondroadherin like (gene CHADL). NCBI's taxonomy places the organism in Eukaryota, Metazoa, Chordata, Lepidosauria, Squamata, Elapidae. Gene Ontology annotation, molecular function: protein binding. The record is from RefSeq and is a predicted model, not a curated record.
AUGUGGACUUCUGCCAAGUUUCUCCUGAUCGCCUUGAUUACAGAAAGUCUGAUUGCUGAUCACUGCCCACAAAUCUGUACCUGUGAUAGCAUCAAGCAUCAAGUCAUUUACUUAGACAGGAAUCUGACUAAGCUGCCUGUUAAUAUCCCUCAGAUUACUAAAAAGUUGGCUCUUCAAGAUAACAAAAUUAUAGUGAUUCCUUUAGGAACCUUUUUGUCCAUUCCAUUUGAACCUUCACUCACCCAUUUGAACCUUCGGAGAUGCAAGAUAAAAAACAUUGAGGAAGGAACUUUCAAGGGAUUAGGACAGCUAGUUUACCUCAAUCUGGCUUCUAACAAUAUAGCCUUCAUCGAUCAAAAAUCCUUAGAUGGCCUCUCUUCCCUCCAUCACAUUUUAGAAAAUAAUCAUAUUGAAGAAAUAAAGCCAGGAGAUUUUGGACAACUUGGAUUCCUUCAUUUAUUGAAUCUGGCCAAAAACUUAUUGGUUUACCUGCUAGAUAUGGUUUUCCAGGGACUUCAGAUGUUCAAGUGGAUCAAUUUGUCCCAUAAUUCUUUUGGUGGAUUACCAACACUCAGAAAUCUAAGUCUACACCACAAUGAAUUGCAGUUCUUUCCCACUGAGGCAUUGUCUAGACUAUCUGGCAUAAAUCGGCUGGAUUUAGGACACAAUCCCAUCACUUACAUUGAUGAGGAGGCCAUUGAAAUAACUAAUCUCAAAUAGCUUUACUUGGAUAACAUGGCCCUUCAGGAGAUCUCAGACAGAGCUUUUGUCAGGAGCCCCUUACUCCACACUCUUGACUUGCACGACAACCAGAUUUUGGUAUUGCAGCCCCUGGUAGAAAUGGUCUGCCAUAAAAGAAUAAACUUAACAGGCAACUCUAUGCUUUGUACCUGCUACAUGCGUCCCCUCAAAGAGUGGGCUGACAAGGCAAAAAUACAUAUUGACAUAGUAUGUUCUGGUCCUCCGGCCUUUCAGACUUUAGAAGAGGAGCUGCUUCCAACAAUAAUCAGCAGAAAGCCAGAGGAGGGUGCUGUAAAAUGUCCAAAAGAAUGUAUUUGCUUAUUAGAUUACCAGCAUGGGAAGUGUGAUAACAAAAAUCUCUUGCAUAUACCCAAAGGAUUUCCUAGCGACACUCAACUUCUGGACUUGCAACACAAUGAGCUCCGUUCCAUACUAAAUGGUUCCUUCCUUGGCUUGAAAAACCUGACCUCACUUCACCUGCAGAACUGUAAGAUUAAAGUGCUACAGCCUGGUGCUUUUCGGGAUCUAAGAACACUCAUCUAUCUUUAUCUGCCUAAUAAUGAUAUAUCUUCCAUUGGUGCUGGUAUUUUCAGAGACACCACCCAACUUGCUUAUCUUUUUCUAUAUUACAACAAAUUCACUCAAAUGCCCAGGGAUGACUUCAGGUACUUGCUCAACCUCUUCGCUUUCCACUUGCAACACAAUUCAAUCAGUCAGCUGUCUGAUAGCGCUCUGGCUGGGAUGAAACAACUACGCUGUCUUUACUUAACAGGAAAUCAUAUUAUAUACCUGUCUCCUAAGGCUCUGAAGCAGGCCAAGAUGCUGGAGAAACUGCAUCUAGACAAGAAUUCUUUGCAAGAAAUUUCCACUGAGGCCCUUACAGGAUUGUCUAUACUCAAUGAACUGAAAUUGUCUAAGAAUCCUAUAAAAUACAUUGGAAACGGUGCUUUCCUUUCAAUUGUGAGAUCUCUGCAGCACUUGUAUCUGGAUAACAUGGUCCUUGAACAACUAAAGGAUGAAAUCAGUUUCCCCAAAGUACAGCCUCAUAAAUAUGGAAAUAAAAUCCAAAAACGGAUACAUUUAAUUAGAAUUUCCAGAAAAGAAAUACAGGAAAUAAAAUCUCCAGCCAACAAUUAUUGGUGGCUUGAUAACUUGAAUCUGAGAGUAGGGGCUACUUGUGGCUCUCCACCAAAUGUAUAUAGCCAAAAAGUGAAGCUUGUCACCAUCUUCCAAAGUUUCCCAGGGUGGAAUAUACAGAAGGUCAAACAAGCCAGCUUAACUGUAUCUGAAAUCAGGGAUGGGACUCGCUCCAAAUGAGGGAUGCAGGUGCCGAGUUCAGGAGUGAAGGAAAACAAGAAAAGUAAAGCAUGAAUGAGAAGUCCCUUGAUAUAAACAUACUUUCAGUUUCUCAUAACGAUAAGAAAUUUGAAAAGGAAGACCUUGGUAUAUGCUUUUAUCUGUUGAUCUACAUUAUUUGUCUAGUUACAAUGAUCAAUCCGUAAUGUGAAAAACAAAGUACAUUCAAAAUUAUGCAUAAUAUAGUUAUUGUCUAUAAACUAUUAUAAUUUGGAAAAUAUGUACAUUUAUUUUCCUUUAUAUACAGUAUUUAGCUACAGUAAUUGUAGGGCAAUACAAAUUGACCAGUCCAUUUGGAAAGCAAGAUUUAAACAUGUUUUCCAUAUGUUUGCUUUAAAAAAAAAACCUGAUUUAACAAUUAAAAUUGUGAAGUUUGUGCUGUAUUUAUACUGUUUCUGAAUUGUGCCUUGUUCUCCAAGUGGGUACCAAUUAGAUAUGUUGAGACUACAACUCCCAAAAUUCCUAGCAAGCACAGAAACUGAUUCUUUUCGGUGUAGAAGAAUGAUGCUUUGGGUAAAUC